CCGAGCGAUCCAAAGCCUUAAUUUGGCUUCUCAGUCAACAAAGCGAAAGCUUCCAAUUUCUAGGGUUUUGACAGGGAGGAGCACAGCCGCGGCAGCAAAGCUCACAAUGGCGAGGAUAAAGGUUCACGAGCUGAGGAACAAGUCCAAGACGGAGCUGUUGAGCCAAUUGAAGGACUUGAAAGCAGAGCUCGCUCUCCUCCGCGUUGCUAAGGUCACCGGCGGUGCCCCUAACAAGCUCUCGAAAAUAAAAGUUGUGAGGUUAUCUAUCGCGCAGGUUUUGACGGUGAUAUCGCAGAAGCAAAAAUCGGCGCUUCGAGAAGCUUAUAAGAAGAAGAAGUUCCUUCCUUUGGAUCUCCGUCCCAAGAAGACACGUGCCAUUCGCCGACGCCUUACCAAACACCAGGCAUCUUUGAAGACAGAGCGAGAAAAGAAGAGGGAGAUGUAUUUCCCAUUAAGGAAAUAUGCUAUCAAAGUGUAAUGGAGCCAAUUGUUCUCUUUCUUUUUUUGUGUGAGUUACUUGUUUAGAAGUCUAAAAAGUUCUGAAUCGCGGUUUAGAUGCAGCCUAUAUGAGCAUCAUUUUUGUCCCUUUAUCAGUUUUUCCAUAAGAACAUCUUGCUUGAGCAUUUAUAAUAUGAUUUAUCAUUUCAGAAUGUGUUUUUAACUCAUGCAAGUCCUUGUCAAAAACCUUGUUUAAAGUAGUAGAAUCAACAAGCUUAGAUACA
Molecule: messenger RNA, 722 nt
Organism: Theobroma cacao (cacao)
Lineage: Eukaryota; Viridiplantae; Streptophyta; Magnoliopsida; Malvales; Malvaceae
Product: large ribosomal subunit protein uL29
Biological process (GO): translation; maturation of LSU-rRNA from tricistronic rRNA transcript (SSU-rRNA, 5.8S rRNA, LSU-rRNA)
Cellular component (GO): cytosolic large ribosomal subunit; ribosome
Molecular function (GO): mRNA binding; structural constituent of ribosome
Source: RefSeq, a predicted model, not a curated record